AUGUCAAGAACCAACAACUUCAUCAACUUCAACAAACUCACAAAAGGUGCCACAAAACCGUUAGAAUCUCAUUGGAAAAAUCCUUUUGGAACCAUGUCAAGUGUCAGUCCCGAGCCUACAACCCCAUCUUCCUCGAAGGAACAGACUUCAAAGACUCAACAGAAGGUUAAAAAGCCAAAGGCAACCAAAAAGACAGUCUUCUUAUCCGAUGAAGAGAAAAAAAAACAUCAUAUAGAAUCAGAAAAUAAAAGAAGAAAAGCCAUAAGAGAUGCUUUUGAGAAGUUGGUUAGUUUGAAUCCUGAUUUGAAACCAAGUGAUAAUAGAUCAGAAAUUCUUAUCUUGAAUAAAUCUGCUGAAUAUAUUCAAUUAUUACAUCGUGAUAAUCAAUCACUUGUGGAACAAUUAGAACUUAAAGGUAUAAACGUGGAUGAAAGAUUGAAAGUUAAUAACAAUGUGAAGUGA
Messenger RNA from Hansenula ciferrii, 462 nucleotides. RefSeq lists its product as uncharacterized. The transcript has a single exon. Gene Ontology annotation, cellular component: RNA polymerase II transcription regulator complex. NCBI's taxonomy places the organism in Eukaryota, Fungi, Ascomycota, Saccharomycetes, Phaffomycetales, Wickerhamomycetaceae. The record is from RefSeq and is a predicted model, not a curated record. The coding region runs from base 1 to 462 and encodes 153 amino acids. Gene Ontology annotation, biological process: positive regulation of transcription by RNA polymerase II. Gene Ontology annotation, molecular function: DNA-binding transcription factor activity; protein dimerization activity.